This is a messenger RNA of Brassica rapa (field mustard), 1728 nucleotides long. RefSeq lists its product as uncharacterized. The record is from RefSeq and is a predicted model, not a curated record. Lineage: Eukaryota; Viridiplantae; Streptophyta; Magnoliopsida; Brassicales; Brassicaceae.
UGCGACCAACGAUUGGACCAUUCAGACCAAACAAACUAGUAAAAAAUAAGGGAAACGGUUUUGAUGGUUUCUUUGUAAUAACUAACGACGUGCGACUAAUAUAUAAUUACGAAUUAACGAGGUCGAUAAUUUUUAUAUCAUUUUAUUUGGAACGACAUCGUUCUCUUUUGGCCAUCGUAUAAAGUGCUUUCACAGCCGCUCUGAUUCUCCUCUUUCGCUCAGCCUUAUCGCCGCUGUUUCGUCUUAAAUUCUUCAAGGGUUAGGCGUUCUUCUGUGGAUAAAAGUGGUUCAAAGAAGAUGAAUCAUUGCAACCUUCAGCAGAACGCCUUCAUGUCCUCCCAUGACGAGUCCAGAGGAUUUGUUGUUCCUGUCUCUUCUGUUGUUUGUCCUAAGCCCCGUCGCGUUAGCAUUCUCUCCAAUAACGUUAUUCAUCCGUUGAGAUCACAUUCUAGUCAACCAGGAGCAGCUGAUGUAUGUGAUUCUCAAGCCGGGGCAGAGCUUUUGGACAUCCUUCGUAGAAAGGAAGAAACAUUGUCUGGUGUAGCUUCAUCACCUCCAUUCUUCCUCGGGUCUCCCCCAAGCAGAGCAUCAAACCCGUUAGCUCAAGAUGCACGAUUUGGAGAUGAGAAGCUCAACCUUCUUUCACCCUCACUCUCAACAUUCCUCACAUCUCCUUCUCCAUCGCCAUCUCGUGUCAAAGGAGGGGGCUGUGGUGGUCGAGUGAAGUACGGGCUUAAACCGGCAGCUGUCAGAGUUGAAGGGUUCAACUGCUUAAACAGGGACCGCCAAAGCUCAAACAUAUCUGCCAUGGCUUAGAAGAAGAACAAAGAAGAAGGAACAGAGAUUCACAAAGUGUAAAUAAAAUCCUGAAUCAAGACUAUAUUUAUCUUUGAAGAUCAGUCUACAUCACCAGUUAAGCCUUUGACCACAGUUUUCUUUAACUUUGAGGUCAAUAUUUGUGUAUAUAUAUAUAACGGUAACAACAAAGAUGUGUUAUAUUGAGUCUCGUUGUAACAUAUUUUUUUUUUUCCCGUCUGGUAAAUUCAUUCAAAGUGAAAUACUCGUUUUGAUACACAAGCUGGCGGCAUAACAAGAAAGCCCCAGAAGCAAAAGCCCACAUGAAGGCAGCAUCUAAAACCCACGCAGGGGUGACUUACUAACAACUAAAACUGCAAAUAAACUCAUACGGCUAAUAACUACACAUGAGCAUUAAACAAAACAAUUCAACAGACUUUAGAAUCAAGCACAAGCCAAUGAUUGGGGAAAUAUCGUUGCUCUCCAUAGCCCAACACACGAUAACAUCCACCUCUUACAACCACACUGUGACUUACCGCUGCUGCUUACGCCCGCCAAACGAUAACGUCCAAGAACCUGAAACUUCAUAACCCGACAAGAGGGACCGCCAUUCGAUCAACACAACCUUCAGAUACGGAUGCGACGCACUCAUAUACGUCCGCUUAAUCCUAGAUAGAAGCCCAACCAAAAACCCACAACGACGAAGCCUUGCCAACUGAAAUUUUCGGGAUGUAUUCCCGGAUGAAAACCACACCGCACGGCAAGCAAUCACUGCACCCAUGAACUCUAAAAUAAAGUCUGCUAAAUCAACUGUUAAACUCCACGCAUAGCAAUAACCAAACCUUGAACUGAACGGCCAAAAUGGAGAUACGACCACCACAUACGCUAAUUCCGUUUCGAGACCAUACCACUUUAGACAAACCAAACACAACA